UCAAAAUUCAUUCCUGAUACACCAAGAUUAGUUAGAAUUAAAUACUUAACCUCCCCAAUCAAAACCCUUUUUCUCUGAGUAAGCUUUAAGUUGAAUUAGGACCCCAGAAAAACAAAAUCAGAGGAAAUUAUAAAAACAAGAGAAAACACAGAAAAGAAAUAAGCAAUCAAAUUGUCAGGCCACAGAAGCAAGCAGCUUUAUCUUGUUUCUUUUUAUGAGCUCUCUUCCAACCGCUUUCAUGGUAAUGAUUCAUUCUAUUGCCCCCUGUUUCUAUUUUCAUCCUCAGUCAGUCCCUCUCUAAGCUAAAAACUCUUUUCUCAAGAGGCAUCAAAACCAAAACAAAACAAAACCAUUGAAAACCUCACAAAAAGCUUUCAAAUUUUCCUUUCUCUAUCUCUGUGUAUGUAAAAUCUUUGUUUUUCUCAGACGUGGUGCAGAAAGUUGUGUGUCUCAGAUCCCGAUAUACGGCUCUCCACGGCAUCUUUCUUACACCAUUAACGAUAAAACUGUCAAAGCUAUCAAGUUUGCAACUUUCUCUCCUUCUCUCUCCCCCUUUCUCUCUCUCUCUCUCUCACACUGGCAUACACCAUAAUGGCAUAAAAAUCCAUUCUCAAACACAAGGGGUCUCUACUUUCUUUGUGGUCCUCAAAACCCAACUCUCACUUGCCCUUUUGAAAUCAUAGCUUCCUCAAACAAAACCCAUUUCUCCAAAUCACAAACUGGUUUAAAUUUGGCCCUCUAGAAAAUGCAAGAAUCUGGUUUGGGCAUGAUGGGUGGUGGAGGUUUAAGCAGCGGCGAUGGUCAUCAUGAGCACCAUAAUCGCCAACUCAAGGCUGAGAUAGCCACACACCCUCUCUAUGAGCAGCUUCUGUCUGCCCACGUGUCAUGCCUCCGAGUGGCCACGCCAAUCGAUCAGCUGCCACUCAUAGACGCGCAGCUCUCUCAGUCACACCAUCUGCUGCGCUCUUAUGCCUCUCAGCAGCAGCAUGGCCACUCAGUCUCUCCCCAUGAGCGCCAAGAGCUUGAUAACUUCUUGGCACAAUAUUUGAUCGUUCUGUGCUCUUUCAAAGAACAACUUCAGCAACAUGUCAGAGUCCAUGCCGUGGAAGCUGUCAUGGCCUGCCGUGAAAUUGAAAGCAACUUGCAGGCUCUCACUGGAGUAAGUCUGGGUGAAGGUUCAGGUGCAACAAUGUCAGAUGAUGAGGAUGACAUGCAGAUGGAUUUCUCUUUGGAUCAAUCCGGCGGCGAAGGGCAUGACAUGAUGGGAUUUGGCCCCCUACUCCCAACUGAAUCGGAGAGAUCGCUAAUGGAAAGAGUUCGCCAGGAAUUGAAGAUUGAGCUGAAGCAGGGCUUUAAGUCAAGAAUUGAAGAUGUGAGGGAGGAGAUUUUAAGAAAAAGAAGGGCAGGCAAACUUCCUGGUGACACAACUACAGUGUUGAAGAAUUGGUGGCAGCAACACUCAAAGUGGCCCUACCCAACUGAAGAUGACAAGGCAAAACUUGUGGAGGAAACAGGGCUGCAGCUCAAGCAAAUAAACAACUGGUUCAUCAAUCAAAGGAAGCGGAACUGGCACAGCAACUCUCAAUCAGUGACCUCUUUAAAGUCGAAGCGCAAAAGAUAGACGAACUGAUCGAUCUUGUUUGUUAACUGGAGAAACAGUAAAUGAUGAACUCACGUUUAUGUCUGAUAUAUGGCUGUUUUGUGACCUUGGCGGAGUAUACAUAGGAUCUACCCAAUACUUUUGAAAAGCAUUGAAGGGAUUAGAUGUUUGCAAAACUCAGCUACAGAGAGUAACAACUGGCCAACUAAUAGCUUACCAUGUGGGGUUGUAUAAAUUCAUGUUUUCAAUAGGGUAAUGGUACUUGAUUGAUCUUUAUGUAUUAUAUUUCAUUUACUUCUGAGUUGCUUCCCAUUACCA
Prunus avium (sweet cherry) is the source of this 1918-nucleotide messenger RNA. RefSeq names its product homeobox knotted-like protein (gene KNAT7). Gene Ontology annotation, cellular component: nucleus. Gene Ontology annotation, molecular function: DNA binding. Lineage: Eukaryota; Viridiplantae; Streptophyta; Magnoliopsida; Rosales; Rosaceae. The record is from RefSeq and is a predicted model, not a curated record. Gene Ontology annotation, biological process: regulation of DNA-templated transcription.